AUGGAGCCCCGACAAGUAGAAGCACCUGAUGAUGCUGACGAUUGGACGGGCGUGGCGAGCGCCGCCGAAAGAAGGAGACGACAGAACCGGGUCCAUCAGAGAGCCUACCGCCAAAAGAGACAUAUGAAGCGCAUUGCACUCAACAGCACUGCAACUCCAUCUGCAGCAGAACCCCGGGCCGAGACAUCUCUUGUACCGGCUGCAGCGCCUAACAAGCGGAGAUCCAUGACUCCAUCGCAGAUGCAGGAGAUGCUUGGGAUAUACUACUUGCUCAGGUGCUCAGGCAUACGCGAGAACGUCGCCGAAUUCCUUAAAAGAGCCUCUUCGAACUGGACCUUGGGGGUCCCCACACCCAGAGAUCUCCCUGCUCUUACGAGGGUCAAUGCAUUCGACGCGCUGGCGAGAAACGCACUGGUACUAGGCAUUCCGGUAGACUUGAUCGAGAGUGAUGAUGGCGACUUUCUCUUCAUACAUCAAGGCCCGGCGCGGCCCGGGUCAUCUAACGAGGUCCUCCCGCCCCAUCUCUCGCCGACAGCGCUGCAGAGGACUGUGAAGCAUCACCCGUGGCUGGACCUCUUCCCAAUGCCAAAGAUGAGAGAUAACAUACUUCGUGGCAUCGAAGCGGGCGAGGUAGAUGAAGAUGAGCUGUGCAACGCUUUAGUAUGCGACCUCUUGGACUUGGAUUCGCCCUCCAAGUCAUCGCUUGUCAUAUGGGGGGACGCUUGGGACUUGAAUGGAUGGGAGUUGGGUCCGGAAUUCUUUAGAAAAUGGGGCGGGCUACUGCAGGGCUGUCCUGAAAUGCUUGCUGCUACCAACUACUGGCGACAAAAGAGAGGGGUAGGAAAGAUAAGGGAGAUCUGCUCGGGAGGCUCUCCGGUGUUGAAUGUAACAUGAUUAUGAGACGGCGGUUCCCCUUAUCGUUCUCGGUAGGAGACUGCAGAUCCAGCAGAGCCGUUGGGAGCAGCUUCGAGGGCCCCAUGUCUAACAGCUCAUCCC
Colletotrichum phormii is the source of this 996-nucleotide messenger RNA. RefSeq lists its product as uncharacterized. NCBI's taxonomy places the organism in Eukaryota, Fungi, Ascomycota, Sordariomycetes, Glomerellales, Glomerellaceae. The record is from RefSeq and is a predicted model, not a curated record. The coding region runs from base 1 to 894 and encodes 297 amino acids. The transcript has 2 exons.